CCACAAUGCAAUCAUAAGAAGGCCUCAAUGGCCCCGAGUCGCCCAAUGCCAAUUCUCUCAUACUUCAGUCUAUUAUGAAGCAUGAUCGUCUGCCAGAAAGCCCAGUGUCGGGGCUUGGGGAGGACGACCGUGAAGGCUCUCCCCAAAUAUGAUGGCAUUUGUAAGCUUAAUGAGCUCCCUCACAUGCUACCAUUUUCUACGACCGCGCCUUCCCUUAACUCCGGUACCGAACCACCCCGCAAUGCGAGAUACAGCUCCGCUAAGGAGAGACAACGCGCCGAACGCGAUCAAUUGAUCAAGUCACUGAAAGAGUCACCUGGUAAACGCGACGCGCGUAACUUUCUAAAGCACUUCGACACCCCGAAGAAAGUUGAGCUCAUUGCUGCUCCCGGAGUCGAGCGAGUAGUGAGCGACUUCGUGGGGCAGGCACACCAUAGUACGAGGAGACUGGAUCCGGCAGGAGUCAAUCUGGGAAAUCUAUACGAGCCAGCAAAGGCUAUACAGGAAAGCCCAGUGUUUAUUCAGCAGUCGCUAACUAAGGAACUAAUACCCGAGAAUGUCGAGCCCCUGCAUAUUGCGUUGGUCAAGCUACGGCAGCCACAGGAGCUGGAUGAUGAGAAGCUGCGAGGAAUUGCCCUCACACUUAGCCAGAUGGUGCGACUAGGAAUGAAUAUUGCUGUAGUGGUGGAUUGCGAUGAGGAUGCGCCUGAGGCCCCCUUAGUCCUAUCGCCUGCCUGGGAACAGACUGUUCGGGAGCAGAUAUCUCGAAUUGUCGACGCACUAGCGGAAUUCAAUGAGCCUGGAGUCUUUGAGAUAGACCAUGCCUUAUCCAUUUCCAACAUCGACACCCCCGUUCCCAGCACGGUCCAGGUUCAAGGUGGCGUUGAGGUGAAGAGUGAUUAUUUGUUGCUUCCCCUAAUAGAAGAGGGCAUUAUUCCUGUCUUACCGUCAAUCGCUUACGAUGCGGAUGUGAGGAAGGUUAGGGUAGACCCCGAUGACGUGGUUCUAGCGUUGACCCGCAAAUUCGCCGGCAUCACUGCUCAGAAGGUUGAGGAGAGCGAGCCCGACAAGAUGUGCGAGAAGCUCUAUCAAAAGUCAAAACCAAUCACGGAUAAACCUAUAUUAGAUCGAAUCAUCAUCCUCGAUCCGCGAGGAGGUAUCCCUCAUGAAAACAGGAUCGAUGGUGCACAUGUUUUCAUCAAUUUGGAAGCGGAAUACAGGGAUGUAAAGAAUGACUUGAAACGAUUCUCUUCAACGUUCUCAGGAAGUAAACGAAAAGACUCUCACAGUCCAUCAGGCGACAGCAACCCAAUUUCGAAGUUUGCUGAAUCCGAAAUUCCUUCCUUGGCAACCUAUCUCACGAAACACCUUCCAGGGAAAUCGCUCUUCAAUCGUCACAUGCGGAAUCUUGACGUGGUCCAACGAGCCCUCAAACUUCUUCCUCCAUCGUCGUCCGCUCUUAUCAUUACUCCUACCGAGGCGGCUGCAUCAUCUCAGACUUCCGUAAUAUCAAAACCGCCCACUGAAGUUCGAACGCGACGCUCAAAGAAUCCUCUCAUCCAUAACCUACUGACCGACAAACCCAUGGUCUCAUCGUCUCUGCCGGCUCCAUUUGUCACCCGACCUGUCGCAUCAACUGCCCCAAACCCCCCGACCUUCCUCAAAAAGGGCAUUCCCGUAACAAUGAUACCUGAUCCUCGUAUCUCCGGCCCUUGGCAACCACCCUCACUCGAGAACCCGAGCAUCGAGCUUGAAAAUGAUCCCCAAGUCAAUUUCCCAAAACUUGUAGAUCUCAUCGAUGAUUCCUUCCGCCGGAAGCUCGACGUAAAACACUACCUCGACCGCAUCCGUGGUCGAGUAGCCGGCAUCAUCAUUGCUGGGAACUACGAGGGUGGUGCGAUUUGUACUUGGGAAACCCCCCCUCCUCUUCCCAGUUCCGAAUCUAAGACUCAUAUUAAUACAUCCACCCUACCUCCCGACUCCCCAGUGUGGAUACCCUACCUCGACAAAUUCGCCGUGCUAACAAGCUCACAAGGUUCUGGCGGGGUCGCAGAUAUUGUCUGGGGCGCUCUUACUCGCAGCUGUUUUCCGCACGGUCUCGUCUGGCGCAGUAGAUCCAGCAAUCCCGUGAAUAAGUGGUAUUUUGAGCGGGCGGUCGGGAUGUGGAAUUUACCGGGUGGACAGUGGACUAUGUUCUGGACGACGGAGGGCGUUGUGGAAGAGUGGGCAGAGCGGCAAAAGUCAUUGGAGGACGCGAGGAAGAGGGGUGAGGAUUCGGAGAAAGGGUGGAAGGGAGAUAUGACGAGGUGGGAUGCUUAUGUUAGGGUUUGUGGGGGUGUGGCGCCAAGUUGGGCGGAUGGGAAGAGGCCUGAUUAGUGGAAUUUGGCGUCUGGAAUAGACUAGCAUUUGGAGGGAGG
This is a messenger RNA of Lindgomyces ingoldianus, 2417 nucleotides long. Its product is annotated as N-acetylglutamate synthase. Gene Ontology annotation, molecular function: arginine binding; L-glutamate N-acetyltransferase activity, acting on acetyl-CoA as donor. Lineage: Eukaryota; Fungi; Ascomycota; Dothideomycetes; Pleosporales; Lindgomycetaceae. The transcript is spliced from 2 exons. The coding region runs from base 82 to 2376 and encodes 764 amino acids. Gene Ontology annotation, cellular component: mitochondrial matrix. The record is from RefSeq and is a predicted model, not a curated record. Gene Ontology annotation, biological process: L-arginine biosynthetic process.